GGCUUACGUCCAACACCAACUGAUAUCCGCUUUGAUUUGUUUCUGGCCAUCAAGUAGCCAAAUUUCUUUCAAGAACCCACCCCACCUCCAAAGUGAGAGGACAUUAAUGCUACUCGGGUUGGGUUUGCACCGCAUGUUGACAAAGGCACGUUGAAACCAAAGCUUCCAAUAUCUCCACCAACCAAGAAACUGGUAAAGAUUUCUCAAGAGGGGUGAACAGAGAGACACGCUGUUGAAAUCAAAGAGGUGGGGUUACGUGCAUCCUCGGAUCACACAGAUGGGUGGGAGAUGGGCCCCAGAAAUGAAGUGGGAGGAUUAAAAGUUUGAAGCUCCCGAUCCAGCCCCCCACCUCCAAAGUAUCAGGGGGGACAUUGGAUUUGGAUGGAAACGGGGAGUGUCUUUUGGUUUGUAGCAUCCGCGUGUGGGGACCAACUCAAACCCUGAUGUAUCUUGCAGCCCCGUGGACACCUUCUCUUCCCUUCCUUGCGUUUGGUGUUGUGUGGAGUGACUGGCGAGUUGCUCGGAACCAUCAUCGACCGCAGCCUCUGCCGCCAGUUGGCAUCUCUCCUCCUCGUUCCUUUCGCACGCAGAUGCUGGAGGAAUACAGAGGCCAUCAAGGAAGAUCGACGUUGACCGGGACGAGGGUUUUAGCAAACCUAGCAGCUGCUUCCAUGCCUGACCAUGAGUUUGUGGAGCUGGUGUGGGAAAAUGGCGGGAUUGUGAUGAGAGGAAGCACUCCGCCAAGCAGAUGCGUCGUCUCCAGCCGGUCUAAUGACGGCAAAGUGGCUUACAAUGCUCCUGACUCAGGCACUCGUGUGAAAAAUCCCUUCCCUGGUGACUUCUAUAUUCGGGGCGUUGCACACCACAAUGGCAUGGACUCUUCUGCUCAAGGCAAUGCUCAUGAUGAUGAUGUAGUAACUUCUCCUGAUGAUAAGAAUCGGACAUAUGUGGUGGACGCUGCUUCCAAACAUGGAGAUGCAGAUCAUCCAGUGUCAUCAAGAAACGAGUCCUUGUUCAUCAGGAAAUCCUCUCACCCUACCAAGACUUGCGACGACGGUCACCGUUGGCCGUAUCAGUCUCCCAUGCAGCAAGGCCAAGAUUCGACUCGGUUCGUGGGAUCAGGAUUAUGUCGAAACCCCCAUAUGUGGUCGGUCAAUCACUACUCGUCCAAGGCGAUGGUGUUGAGGGAGUCAAAUUCUCUCCGCAAGCCCAAAAACACGAACUUUUCCCUCUUCUUACGGCCGCCUGUCGUCCUCAGGGCUAAGAAUAGAGAGACGACCGAAUUGCCAAUGAGAUUACCAACCGUUGAAGAUCUCCCCCGCGCGGAGACAAAAACUGACAAGAGAGCAGGCAUCGGAGAUGCCCGAGAGGCGCCAUUGACUGAGCCGGCAGCGGCUUUUGGAAGACGAGCGGAUUUAGCGGAUGAUAAGGCGAAGCCGAUGUUCACGGAUGAUAAGACUUCAGGAAACGCUUUUCCUGAUGAACACUCUAUAGUCCUUGGCGUAAAAGACAAUUCCCUUAGAAACAGAAAAUCUAAAGAUCAAUGCCGGGAUCCGUCGUCGACCAUAGCAGCGACGGCUAUAGAUAAAACAAUGCCCGGUGAGCGACGACCUUGUGACCCGACACCGGUUGCAUCUUCUUCUGUGUGCUCGCGAGAAGCCUCCAACUAUCCAGUAGGUACAUUGAAGAGGAAGCACGAAGACUCCGAAUCGAUAUAUCCAGGUGAUGAUGAGGAUGAUGAUGAUGAAACAGAAGAGGUGAAGCGAAAAGUACGGACUCGAAGCAGAGCAACAAUUCACAAUCUAUCAGAAAGAAGACGCAGAGACAGAAUCAAUAAGAGAUUGCGUGCCUUGCAGGAACUUCUGCCAAAUUGUGACAAGGUGAAUAAAGCUUCGGUUCUGGAUGAGGUGAUCGAGUAUCUAAAGACCCUUCAGCAUCAAUUACAGAUUAUGUCGACUAGGUCGCCGGUUUUCAUGUCUCCGAUGAUGUUACCCACAGGCGUACAUAAUAUGCACACACCGCAUAUGAGUCAAUUCCCACUAGGAAUGGGUAUGAGAAUAGGCGCAGGAGCCGAUUGCAGCACAUUUCAGUUCCCAAUCCCGCCUAUCUCUGGAGCCCCCACUUUGCCUCGAAGUAAUGGAACCGGCAUACCUAUGUUUGGAGUCCACCCAAUUCCAUAUUUGCCUUUCAUUCCGACCCUAACACGACCAGUUUCAGCUGCGGAUGUUUCUGGAACAACCACUGCAGUUGAACACGGGGAAUCUGCAGCCCGAUCUGGCAAUUGCGAUGUAAUCCAGAACAAGGAAUUCUGAGAAGCUGGAGGUCAUAUCGUGCGUGCCAGUAAAUACUUGUUUAAUAGGCAUUUACCCUGUGGACAAUGUCUUAAUUCCCUCUGAGCAACAUUGUACAUGCGGGAAAUAAGAGGUCUCUCAAAAGCAAGACUCUGCCAAUUUUGUUCCCAAUGAGGAUGCCUACUUUGAAGUAUGGCGGAGGGGAGAAUUUAAAAAAAGUAGCAUUGACAAACAUUCUUUUUCCAAAAUGAUCAUUCACCACUUGUGCAUUAUACUGGACUGCAAAAAAUGGAGCUGUCUACUGGUUUGCUUGUUUAACGGUCUGACAGAAGGAAAACUUUCAUGUAAACAAUAGCUCUUCCCGAAAAGGAAAACAAUCAAAAGCUACAGAUCUUUGCUAUA
This is a messenger RNA of Syzygium oleosum, 2693 nucleotides long. RefSeq names its product transcription factor PHYTOCHROME INTERACTING FACTOR-LIKE 15-like. The transcript is spliced from 7 exons. Gene Ontology annotation, molecular function: DNA-binding transcription factor activity; protein dimerization activity. Gene Ontology annotation, biological process: regulation of DNA-templated transcription. Lineage: Eukaryota; Viridiplantae; Streptophyta; Magnoliopsida; Myrtales; Myrtaceae. The record is from RefSeq and is a predicted model, not a curated record. The coding region runs from base 444 to 2312 and encodes 622 amino acids.